AUUCACAGUGGAAUACGCCUAUUUAGGAUCGGCGCCGAGUAUACUGAAACCAGGUGAGAGCUCGAUGGGCUUCGCUGCAAUAGGUCGUAAGUUUGCAUUCAAGUUUGUUUAGGCUGCCGAUGGCUAAAGCCCGAAGCUGCCGUGAUAUUGCGCUCAUAUCAACCCGCACGACUGGCGUAUAGAAACGAGCCAGUCAUUCUCUGGCGUAUAAGGAGGUUCAAUCCGUCCGAGAGAAAGCCGGCUUCGUCCAUGGCUUCUGGUGCCCUGAACUUUGUACUUCGGAAUAAACCUCGAGGUUUGUGUAAAGGACGUCUCCAUUCUACCAUGGGAGAAUAUUUACUGAUAGCCCUGGCUACACUGGGAGGCGUUAUAUCAGGCGCAGCCCCCAAGUGCUGGCCGAGGGACUAUGGCUUUGGCAGCCCUGUGUGCGUGUGCAGCAUGACGCACUGCGACUUCAUCGGUGACGUAGGACCUCCGCCUAAGGGCAAAGCAUUUGCCUUCGAGAGCAACAAGGCUGGCCUCCGCUUCGCCCGAACCAUCUUGCCCCUCAAUUCAAUGAAUUCGCCAGGAGAGGAAAAGGAAGUCCAGCAGUUGACAAUAAAUCCACCCGUUAUCGAUAAUCGUGGUGCCGGAAACAGCACUGUGGUUCUUGUGAUAAACGAAAAAGAAAGGUACCAAAGCAUAUUUGGGUUUGGAGGUGCCUUCACCGACGCCGUGGGAAUAAAUCUGAAAAACCUGCCACACAAAAUGCAAGAUGACGUUAUCAAGUCCUAUUAUUCGAAAGAAGGGCUUGACUACACCAUUGGCCGGAUCCCGAUGGCCAGUACUGACUUUUCAGUGCGAAAGUACACCUACGACGAUUUCCCCGGUGACUUCGAACUGCUCAACUUCACUCUCACCGAGGAAGAUUUUCAGCUUAAGAUUCCAUAUAUCAAAAGAGCGAUGUCUAUGUCGACAAAGCCUAUCUGGUUCUAUGGAAGCCCCUGGAGCAGCCCCGCUUGGAUGAAAACCAGCAAUAGUUUGGCUGGGCGAGGGUUUCUCAAAGGAAGAACGGGAGGACUCUUCUACAAGACCUGGGCAAGGUACUUUGUCAGGUUUGUCCAAGAGUACGAGAGACAAGGGGUUCCCAUGUGGGGUCUGACGACGCAGAACGAGCCAACGUCCGGCAUCGUACCACUCUAUCCCUGGCAGGCUAUGGGCUUCACGCCUCAAACACAGAGGGACUUCAUCAAACAGGAUCUGGGGCCGGAGUUGACAAAGGCAGGCUAUGGCCCGCACAGGCUGAAACUCAUGAUUUUCGACGACAACCGUAUUGGAAUGUGGUACUGGGCGAACGUGGUACUGGGCGACCAUGAAGCAGCCAAAUACGUCAGUGGAGUGGCUGUACAUUGGUACAAGAACUGGCUAAUGGGACCUUGGGUAUUGAACAUGGUACAUAACAGCUUCCCGGGAAUGUUUAUCUUGCCUUCUGAGGCCUGCACAGGUUAUAAUAGUAAGCUCGAGUACAAGGUGAUGCUGGGCAGUUGGAGUCGCGCCGAGGAGUACGCCACCGACAUACUCCAGAACCUUAAUCAUUGGGCUAACGGCUGGACGGACUGGAACCUAGCUUUGGAUACUCAAGGCGGCCCCAACUGGGCUAGAAAUUUCGUCGACUCGCCCAUCAUAGUGAACGCUACUGCUAAAGAGUUCUACAAACAGCCAAUGUACUACGCCUUAGGCCACUUCAGCAAGUUUCUCCCGCGAGGCAGCAUCAGGAUUGGCUUGCGUCUUAGUCGAAGUACAGAGAACCUCAGCUACGGAGCGUUCCUGACACCAGAAUCGGCUGUCGUUGUGAUCGUCCUCAACGGAGGCGAAGAAAGAGUCAUGCUCGAAAUCAAAGACAAGUAUGGUUCUGCAAACAUCAGGAAAGUCAUCGAAGAACGGUCGAUAACAACGUUUAUCUGGCGGUUAUAGCUGUCAUGCCUGCCCUCAACGGUCGCGUUUUCCGUCUACCGAAAGCAUUUCCUUUUCUCGCGUUCAUGCCACUGUAUACUUGUCCCAAUUGCCGAAAAAAAAAGUUAAUUCAAUGCGACAGUAGGGCGCAAUAUUUAUUGCUAUAAAUUCUUCGUUUAAUAUUAGAGCGUCUCUAAGAGUAAACUGCGACUUAUAUAAGGAACGUAUGCUACCAAGGACACAAGGGGCAUAAGGUGUCUGACAAGCUGUCGUAUUAUCCUAAGUUACGUUACAACUAGAGAAUGCAUUGACGUCAAACAUAAAGCACAAAAAAAGCAAAUAAAGUUUUCU
This is a messenger RNA of Dermacentor albipictus, 2283 nucleotides long. RefSeq names its product lysosomal acid glucosylceramidase-like. NCBI's taxonomy places the organism in Eukaryota, Metazoa, Arthropoda, Arachnida, Ixodida, Ixodidae. Gene Ontology annotation, biological process: glucosylceramide catabolic process. Gene Ontology annotation, molecular function: glucosylceramidase activity. The record is from RefSeq and is a predicted model, not a curated record.